Bemisia tabaci is the source of this 4834-nucleotide messenger RNA. NCBI's taxonomy places the organism in Eukaryota, Metazoa, Arthropoda, Insecta, Hemiptera, Aleyrodidae. The record is from RefSeq and is a predicted model, not a curated record.
CUGGCUUCACCAGCCUAUGAAGCCUCCUGAAGCCUAUAUAUUCUGUGACUAUGUAGCUCACUUCAGUUAAGUAACAAUAACAAACCAAGUUCAAAAGAGAAGCAUGUGCAUUUGUGAAUUUGUGCCUUGUGACAUCUUGACAGAUGCUUCAGGAUUUGGUAUACAUUCAUCCCGCAAAUAGGCCCUUGCUGAAUUGUUCUAUUCAUGAAAAACUCAAGAAUCUAUAGUGAAGCACUUACCGCAAAACUCAAUGAGCAUGACACAACUGAGCACUGCGGACUAGUGAGAAACUCCACCAAGCUAAAGUGAAUCUCUUCCAGAAAUAAACAAAGGCUAUGGACAGUACUACUCCUCCAAGUGACACCUUAAUCGUCCGCAACUUUUCAAAUGAAUUGGAAGAUGACUCUAAAAGAGACUUCUUUCACUAUUUUGGCGCAAAUGAAAUCCGAAUUCUGAAGUCUCGAACUAAAAAGAAUGCUUCCAUUAUUGCCAGAUUUCCCAGCAAAUAUCAUGCAGCAGCUGUACUACAAAAGAUACACCAAACAAAACUCGGUUCAAGCAGACUGUCUGCUGAGUUUGCCAAGACUGAAACUAGUUUUCCUGUUGAUGAAGAAAAAUGUUCCCUGGAAACCGGUGUAAAGGAAAAGUCCAAGCAUGUACCAGAACCGACUUCAAAAUCUGUUCAGAGAUUUCUAAAUUCUAUGAAUAACUGGUUGUCUGGGGUGAAUUUUAAAGUACCACCACCAUGUCAUCUCAGAUAUCAGUAUCCUCCGCCCUCCCCUGAGGUUCUGGAAAAUAUAGCAAAGACAUUGGCUGCAGUCCCCAAAUUUUACACACAGGUGCUGCAUUUGAUGAAUAAAAUGAACCUUCCUUCUCCAUUUGAACCAGACUUCCCCAUCAUCUGUGAUAACCUUUUUGAAAUUAAAAAACCUUCCAAUGAGACGAACAUAAUUGCAGAUAACCCAGGAGUUCCUGAAAACUCAAACGAUGAAGAAUCAGAGAUAGAAAGUGAUGAAGAUGUACAUACACAGCUCAAGGUUGUUAUCCCAGAUAUCAAAUCCAAACCCAAAAAAGCAAUGAAAUUAAAUCCUUUGAAGGUUCUUAAAUCAAAGCGAGUGGAAAAAACAUCUCCAUCCAAGCGGAGGAAGCUGGAGACAGAAAAUGUAUUUGAGAAAUCAAAUCUUGAGCCUGGGCAAAAGACAAUCCAAGUGAAAUUGACCACCCCUGAUUUGAACUCAAUAGCAAGAAACGAAACUGAGCUUUUAACUGAAGAGGGCGGGUUUGGAGUUCUCAAUGUUACCAGCCAGGUAGAUGCAGAACCACCAGUUUCUUCUCGAACUGAAAAUGAGGAAAAGACACUUGCAGAUGACUACCCUUGUAUAACUGCCAAAGAACUUGCUGCAAAUCGUUUAUCUAAAAAGGAUCUAUCCAAUCUACCGGUAUUCAAAAACUACUCGCCAGGAAUUCCAUCAUGCCGAUUGUAUAUUAAAAAUUUAGCAAAAAAAGUUACGCCUGCAGAUUUACAUCACAUUUACAGGCGGUACUUUCUCAAAUAUCAUGAAGAGCAAGGCACAAUGUUUGACGUUCGUUUAAUGCAAGAAGGCAGAAUGAAAGGGCAAGCAUUUGUCACAUUGCAAACUGUGGAACAAACUAAGAAAGCUCUGGAAGAAACAAAUGGAUACAUUUUAAAAGACAAACCAAUGGUUGUGCAAUUUGCCAGAAGUGCUCCAGCAACUAAACUGGAUUCAUCUGCUACAUAAAUUCGUGUGCUAAGCAGAAAUUCUGACAUAUAUUAAUUGGAGCGUCAGGGCUGAGCUAAAAAAUAUGAGUGGACUGUAUAUAGGUGUGUCUCAUCUCUCUCUCCGAAAACUGAAUCCCCUCGAACCUAAAACGUGGUGGCGCUCAGCCGAUCAUCUUCCCAAAACCCUUUUGUUUGGGAAGAUGACAGCUAUGCGGCGGUGCGGCGGUUGUUCUGGACAGCGGUGGGCUCCAAGGCCGAGGUCUCCACAUGCGGUGGCAAAGGAGGCGGUAGUGACAAAAGAAAAAUGCAGCUUACCGUGCAGUACAGCUAAUAAAGGAAGAACGUGCUAAUAAGAAAGCGAAAGAAUCAGAAUGCUAAUAAAGAAAUCCUCAGGAUGCGGAACAGCUAAACUCCAAGCAGCUUCGACGUACAAGCAGGACGUGACAAAAAGACAAGCACUAGUGACCUACAUAGGGACCGGCACGGUCAGCUGAUCGCGAGCAGCGUGGUGCGCGGAGCGCCCUCAGGCGGCGGUCGGGCGAAGUUCGCUAGGAACAAACGCCGCGGAGAGAGACAAUACGUAGCGGUGCAACGCGUGUUGUCCGUGUGCGUAUUGCGGGGGAAACUUCCGAGUUUCCAAAUACCUGGUGGAUCCGCUGUGGCGGGAACAUACUCCCCGGGCGGAAGAAGGUGCAAGUACGUAGCGGGAGCUUGAAAAGCUGCGGAAAAGCGCUCAAGGAGCGGCGGUAAGGCAGGCUGAGCCUGGCGGAGACGUGGGUGGUCUACCGGGUCUACAAGACCUCGUAGACCGCGUCAGGCGUCACGAUGGCACUGGGCUUGUCCCAGUCGGCGGACAGUCGCUGACGGCGGUACAAGAGGCGAGCCUGGAACACCGGCACCUCAACGUCGUUUUCCAGGUCAUCCACAACUGAAGCGAUGGGGUCGGCGAAGCGCACGGACUGCGCCGGCCGGCUCCUUUCGGGAGCGGAAGAACUCUGGGUUGACUGCCGAGUCAAGAGGGUCGUGGCACGAGGUUCUACCGUGGGGAAGGCGUGGUGUAGAAUUGAAUGGUGCCGUUCUCGGCAAAACCGUCAUUUCUUCGGACAUUGGCAUCGGCUUGCCAGAUGCGUCCCCAGGCAAUUGGAGCAACGGUCGUGGGACUCCACAAGUUGGAGUCGCUCCGCCGGGGCCAAGGCCAGGAGCUCGGGGCACGACAGCGAAAUGUGCUCGUGAAAGCACCAGACGCACCGUAGGGUGCGCGACCGGACAUGGUGUGGCUGCCUCGAGCGGGAAGUGUCAAUAACAACACGACGUUCAUCAACAACAUCAGAACGGUGGCGACGUCGCUCCUCUGCGCGCUCUUUGCGCUGGUGACGUCGUCGGCGGUCGGCGGCGGUGGCGGCGGGUUCUUGGCGACGCCGUUCUUCGAAAGCGAGGGCGGAUGCGCGCUCAAGGUGGCAUCUUCGUCGAUGUUGCCAAUCAUCGAACUGUUCUUGAAACAGUUCGGGAUCGUCGGUCUCAGGCAGGGGCUCGCAGAACCUAUAGUAGUCUGCGGCCUUGGUGCUGCGUGGGCGGCGGCGGUUGACGCGGCGGUUGUCGCGGCGGGGUGAGUCCUCCCGAUCCUCAAUAUCUGAGCAGUCCAAUCGGAGAGCCAUUAGACCUGAAACACACGCGGAAGGACCAAAAUUUAUGUUAAAAACCUUACAUAGCGACCGGCAACGGGUACAGCUUGUGUACCGGUCGUUUGUACUCCCCGGUGGCGGUGGUGACCUCAGCCACACGGACAUGGUUGUCGGCACCUGGGAAUACUGCGGAGACCCGACCCAAUCUCCAGGCUAAUGGCGGCGCGUGUGGAUCAUGGAUUAAGACCAAGGAUCCGACUUCCAAGGAAGGGGUUACGUCGGUCCACUUCUUCCGCGGUUGCAGAGAACACAAGUACUCGGUGCUCCAGCGUCUCCAUAUCUGCUGGGCGAGGGCCUGCGUGAGGUUCCAACGGUGCAGAUAAGUGAGAUCCUUGUCUUCAUAGCGGGUCUCUGGCGGUGCGGCGAGCGGUCUUCCGAUCAGGAAGUGCCCUGGCGUAAGGGCAGCUAAAUCCAACGGGUCCGAGGAUAGCGGGGUAAGCGGGCGUGAGUUGAGCAUGGCUUCGAUGCGUUGACUCAGCGUUUGGAAUUCCUCCAAGACUAGCGUGGUGGACUGCGCGGCGCGAGCUAGGUGAAACUUCGCGCUCUUGACAGCGCUUUCCCAUAUGCCUCCUUGAUGGGGCGCGGCGGGAGGAUUGAAAUGGAAGUUUAUACCUGCGUCAUACGCGUACUGUAGCAGCUGCGGGUUCUUCGGAUGCAUGAGGCGGUACAAGGCGUUCUUGGCUCCUACGAACUGAGUUCCACAAUCGCUGAAAAGGUCACUCGGACAUCCACGUCGGGCGAUGAAGCGGCUAAGCGCUGCGAGGAACGCAACCGUCGUGAGAUCGUGGACGACUUCAAUGUGAACAGCCUUCACACACAAACAGACGAAGAUGCAUAGAUAGACAUUUACAACGCGCGCAGAGCGGAGCUGAUGGAUCUUCACUUUGAAUGGCCCAGCAUAAUCCAUGCCAGUCUUCAGGAAUGGCGGGUUUGGGAGCACGCGUUCUGGAGGCAAAUCCCCCAAGAUAUUAAUUAUUCAAGAUACGUAUAAGUAAGUGUCAGAAUAUUAAUAUAGGCAUACAAUAAAAUAAAAAGUGAACUGAUAUGAAGCUAAAAAGAUUAAGCCAAAGCUCUAUUGAUUCAUUGAAAUAAAAAGUAAUCUCUGUGAUAUUUAGGUAUAAGUAUGUUAAAAAUUGAGUUUUAUCAGAGAAUUAAUGAGAAAAUCUAUCAAUAUAUGAAAGACGUUUUCUCAUGGUUCUCAUAAUCAGACUUCAAAUCAUUGUUCUUCAGAUGGACUGUUUUCAGUAUUAUUUGUGAUGUGCAGGCAAAUUUUUUAAUCUGGAGGAAAACACAUUCGAUCAAGCUAGAGUUUUCAAUCUGUCUUUACUUUACACAUUUUGAAACUUGAGUAGUGGACCACAAUGGUCACAUACUUAAAAUAAUGUAUAAUAAAUAUGAUUUGUUUUUGAAA